This is a messenger RNA of Chiloscyllium plagiosum (whitespotted bambooshark), 1870 nucleotides long. NCBI's taxonomy places the organism in Eukaryota, Metazoa, Chordata, Chondrichthyes, Orectolobiformes, Hemiscylliidae. The record is from RefSeq and is a predicted model, not a curated record.
AUGAGGGGCAGGAGGUUCACUGGAUUUGAGGAAGAUUUCUUUCACCCAGAGGGUGGCGGGGAUCUGGAAUGUACCACCUGGGUGGGUGACGAAGGGAGGAAAACUCACAAUCUUCAACUGGUGAAGAAACUGUGUGAUGCCACGGGGUGUCAACACGUGGUGGAUGUCGGGUCUGGACAGGGCCACCUGUCUCGCUACCUGGCGUUCGGACACGGGCUGCGUGUCACUGGGGUGGAAGCCGGAGAGGAGCUGGUCACAGCAGCCACAAGGUUUGACAGUGAGCUGCUCCUGAGCCUGCGGAAGGAAGCUGCAAGGAAGUUGGAGUGUCGCAGAGAUAUCCCGGAUGAAGAGGUCACUGGCCAACACCUCCCCCAUCAUCUGGUGGGCCGUGUUGGCAGUGGGGCCUCUGAGGAGGACCUGCUCCAGCUUCUGGAGGCACAGGGCAGCCCAGGGUUGGAGGGGAGCCCCUUUGUGCUGACGGGGCUCCAUGCCUGUGGGGACCUGGGCCCCACUGCCCUGCGCCAGUUCGCCCAGUGCCCCAGAGUAUUGGGGGUCACCACCGUCUCCUGCUGCUACAUGAAGGUCACCACUGGGAGCACUGCCGAGAGCGGGUACCCCAUGAGCACCUGGGUGCGGGGUCUCCCCGGGCACGGACUGCCCUACAAACUGCGAGAGCUGGCGUGCCACGCCAUUGAGGACUAUGCAGGCCGGCUGAAACAGCGGAGCACCGGGCUGAGGGUACACUGCUACCGCGCCACCCUCGAGACCAUCAUCAGGCAGAUCGACCCCUCACUCAAACGGCCUGGCGUGCAGACACCCAGGAAUGCUCACCUCCUCUCAUUCGAAGACUAUGCCCGAGCUGGCCUGCGCAGACUGGGCCUGGACGCUGAUGCCCAGUGGGACUCUGACCUGGUGAGUUCGAUGCUGGCGCAGGAGGCCAGGGUGCUGGCGUAUUUCUGCCUCUGCUUGGUGCUGGCCCCGGCAAUUGAGACCCUCAUCCUCCUGGACCGAGUGAUCUACCUCAAGGAGCAAGGCUUCCAGUGCAAGGUAAUCCCACUGUUUGACCCCGCCUUCUCGCCCAGGAACUUUGUGCUGGUGGCGGCCAAGGGUGACGGGCGAGUCAGUGACCUCCUCACCUGCCUGGAAGAGAGCGCCGGCCGUACCUGACCACCGUUGUGAACUUCAACCCACCCAGGAGACCGCUCUCCCUGUGUCUGCAUGUGACAGCGAUAUCUCAGGUUCCUUUGACAUUGAGAGCAAAUUGCACCACGGCCUCCACAGAGACAGUGGGGGUGGAGAGAGCUGGUGUGAACUCAGCCUGUGUGGACUCUUUCUAUGCCCAUGUGACACGAUAACUUCUGCAACGCAUACGGGAGACAUUUCCUUAGUCAGAGCAGCGAGGGAAGACAAAGAUUCCCAUUCUACUAAAACCUGCUGGUUCCGUUACUUGCGAGUAAUUCAGAUCAUCAGACAGGAGUUCAGUUCCCACCAUGGCAGAGAGAGGAAUUUAAAUACUUAAUGAAACUCCAGUCUCAGCAGCCAUCGGUGUGAACCUGGCGAACUGUUGUUGAAAUUCACUAAUGGGAGAAGGAACUCUGCCGUCCUGACCCGGUCUGGGCCUACAUGUGACUCCAGACCCAGCAGGGGCGGGAUCAACCAUUAACUGCCCCCCUCCACAAAAAGUGAUCAGGAAAGUCCUCUCAAGACAACUUGUCACCUCAGCCUUGGCAACGAGUUGAUGGAGUGAUAGUUGCGUCCAUUUAGCCCACUGACUGCAGCGAUUCAAGGAGGCAGCUCACUACAACCUUCUCAAGGGCAACUCGGGACAGGCUGUAAAUGCUGGGCCCAGCCAGUGACGAUGAUGAGUGAC